AUGACGUUCCGGCGAUUGCUGCUGCGUCCACGCCACUGCACGCGGCUCGUCCACACCACUGUGUCUGCUUCUAUUGACGCAUCUUCCUUGCCACGUAAAGGUAUUCAAUCUCGGCAUUUGGCAGUUCUCUCGUCAAAUAACGGCCAAUGCGCUGCACUCGACCGACUUUUUGACGUAUCAAAGCGCUCGUGGCGACUGCGUGCGGUUAUACAGGACGUGAAGCGCUCACUGCCUAUGGACCGAGGACGAAGAUUUUACAACCGCCGAUUGGUGGAAACUCUGGAGCAGAGCGACUACAAUCGCGCGUGGGGGAUUCUCGAGACGCUGCAUCGUCGAUAUCCAGACAAGAGCGUGCUCUGGCCGUACACGUACAACCUCAUGCUGCGUCACUAUUGCAAGCAGCAGAAGACGCUGAUGGAUGAGAACCUGACGCGCGUGUUGACGCUACUGGAUGUGAUGGUGGACUACAGCUGCGCGAAUGAGACGAGCUUCCAGGUCGCUAUGGCUGCGUGCAGUCGUGCGCGACAUUUACGCAGUGCUCGACAUGUACUGGAGAAGAUGCAGGAAGCUGGUGAAAAUCCGGAUGCGAGGAUUUAUGGUUUUUUGGUCAAUUGCUGUGCUAGGAGGCACGGGCUAGUCAAGACAGCAGAAGAGUAUUUUGAUAAAAUGCUGGAUGCAGGUAUAAAGCCGACGAGUUUAGUCGUCAAUGCUUUGUUGCGAGUGUAUGCGCGCGAUUGUGGACGGUCGAAGGUCAUGAUGAAAUUAGUGGAUCGUGCGUAUAAUGAGUUUGGUUUAGUUCCCGAUACCGUCACUACCCGAACGAUGGUGUACUACCUUUUGCGUGAAGGUGACGUCGAUGGGGCUGUGGAUUACGUACGAAACGUUGAGCGGCUUUUUGUAUGUGACGUGACUGCAAGACUGCCUGUCAAACACCAAGUUGUAAACGCGCUGAUUGAUGCUUCGCGUCAACGUGGUAAGUGGAAUCAUGCCGAUUAUGCACUCACGCUUGUGACAAGAACUGAUGUAACAGGCGUUUCGGCUGCUAGCAUUGUCGAGGACAUGCAAAAUUCAAGAAAGCUGGAGAAAUUGGUAGCAAAGCGUGACACAGCGUCAGUGCCUGUAGCCUGGGUUCAGGCUAAACAAGAUUGGUCCCAAAUGACACGACGGGAACAACAAUCGUAUUUCUUGCGUCGGAACCAAAGGGAGAGUUUUGAGCGCGCAUUGGAAAUUACGCAUUUAUGCACCACUCCGUUGAUUGCAGAUCGAGCUAUUGAGAGACUUUCUCUUAAGUUGGAGAGCAAGCUAAGGCUUCUGGAUGAACUGAUUUGUACGGGAACCGCAAGUGUAGCACACUUUAACACUGUACUAGGUGCCUGUGGGAAGCAGGGACAAUUGGCCAGCGCAGUGUCCGUCUUUACGAAGAUGAAAAGAUACGCCAAAACCACGCUAGAGUGCGCUCCAACAACUUGGAGCUACAAUGCGCUGCUCAAUGCAUACGCUGUGUGCGGCGAUGUUCGCGGAACGGAAUCAAUUGUGACCAAGAUGGUUGAGAAUGAUGUGCAACUCGACGAAGUGACUAUGAACACAAUAUUGAAGGCGCACGUAACAAAUUUGAAGAAUGAUCUGUGUGGAAAUUGGCGUACGCGUUUUGACAUCACGAUGCAAGCGCUUUCUUUUUUUGAAUGGUGUACUGAGGACCGAAAACUUGAUCCAGGAGCGGCAACGUAUUACUCGCUCUUUCGGUUAUUUGCAACAUAUUUGGAAACAUCUAGUAGAGCUGACAACGACCCGGCCGCUCGAAGUACAAGCGAAGAGAGCUGCAAUGUCAGAGAAAGGCAGGAUGAUGAACUGAUUGCGUCGAUGGGAGAGUUCAUAUCCACUACUUGUCACGAUGCACCUCUUGGGUCGCUGGAUAUUGGCGUGUUUAACAACGCGUUUAACUAUUACUGUCAACUUGGUGACGUGGACAAAUCAUUCAGACUCUUUGAUACAAUGAAGAAACGUGGGUUCCAACCUAACGAUACAACUCUUGGGUUGAUGUUUGCGACAUGUGCGAGUCAGCAACAGUUCGAGGUAGGCUUACGCUUUUUGGACUACUUAAUGACUACCGAUGGGUACAAGCCUACCCUCAAGAUACUUAGUGGCGCUAUGCAGCUCUGCGCAAACUCAAAGAAUCCGGACGGAGCAUUAGAGCUUUUUCGAGCUAUUGAAAUGUCAGGUACAUUUUCGCCCACGGUGGAGACGUACGAGCCAUUGGUGUUUGCAUAUGCUCGCGUAGGAAACGUGACUCGUGCGUGGGAGAUUGCGAACGAGAUGGAAGAGAAGCUUGGGAGAGCGUCGAUAAGUAUCCACAAUCGCAUUUUGCUGGCAUGUGUAGAGGCUGCCCUUCCUGGCCGCGCCUUGGAAGUGCUAGGUGUGAUCCGGCUGAAGGAGGGAGUGUCACUCGAUGUCAUUUCGUACAACACGGCUCUGGAAGCUUUUGUGAGGGCUGGAGAGCGGGCUGCGUGGUGGAGGAAGAAUAAAAGCAAGUGGGAGGAGGAAGACAUCUUUUGUGACGGAAAUGCAGAGUACGAUACGAAUGAAGAUGGCUGGGAUGAUGACAAAUAUGUUGAACGUGACAGUGUAGCAGAAGGACGUGCUGUCGUAAAAGCUGGCCUAGAGCGUGCCCAUUCAAUUGAUGAAUGUACUGUGAAGGCACUGUCAGCUCAAGAUCACGAGCAUGAACAGCGUGAGAAAGCUGCUUGGGUUCGUGAAAGCGUGAUGAACCUACUCGAUGAAAUGCGGCGAGAUCGAGUGAAGCCGGACAAGACAACGUUUGAGCGUGCGAUAGCCGCAUGCAGUGUAAAUCAGGACUCGGAAGGUGUGAUCUCCGUAUUUGAUACACUCAUUGAUCGCAGGUGGGGCGACAAUGCCGUUGAGUUAAAGAGUGACCUUAUGACGGAAUCUAGCUUUUCAGCCUACCUCGUUGAAUGCACCACAUUACGAGACAAAGACCGAGUACUUGAAGCUCCAACACUUCUUCACAAAUGGCACGCGGCAACGGGCCAAGUUCCACCAGUAUUCGUCGUGAUGCAGAUGUUAGACUCGCUGGAAGAUUUGGGCGAAUGGCGGCGAGCUGUUCGCAUGCUUCCUGAGUGGCAGACGUCGUUCGGUGUGGCACCUAGCGUCAGUGUAUUCAAUCGUGUCAUGCAAAUGUGCAAUCGCGCUGAAGAGUACCAGCUCGUGGCUUCAAUAUUCGCUACUAUGCAAGACACCGCGGCCUACCGCGUUCAUCCCGAUGCAGAAAGCUAUGUACAACGCAUUUAUGCCGACGAACAGAGCGAGAAUUGGGUAGCAGCCACGGACCUGUUCGUAGAGAUGCAAAAGAGAUGCCCACGCGACGAGAUUUCACGCCAUCAGCUGCAGAAAAUCGCAUUGGGCCGAUACCGAUUGCGCCAAAGCGAGACGUGA
Messenger RNA from Peronospora matthiolae, 3450 nucleotides. The record is from the annotation of a GenBank genome assembly. NCBI's taxonomy places the organism in Eukaryota, Oomycota, Peronosporomycetes, Peronosporales, Peronosporaceae.